Messenger RNA from Apis dorsata (giant honeybee), 1376 nucleotides. Its product is annotated as LIM domain only protein 3-like. The record is from RefSeq and is a predicted model, not a curated record. NCBI's taxonomy places the organism in Eukaryota, Metazoa, Arthropoda, Insecta, Hymenoptera, Apidae. Gene Ontology annotation, cellular component: nucleus. The transcript is spliced from 6 exons. Gene Ontology annotation, molecular function: transcription coactivator activity; DNA-binding transcription factor binding. Gene Ontology annotation, biological process: positive regulation of transcription by RNA polymerase II. The coding region runs from base 158 to 814 and encodes 218 amino acids.
GCGAGGAAUCAGAGGAAGAGGUACUUUUUGGCCUGGAAAAGAUCGACAGAUUGAGAGGCAAGAACGUGGAGUGGGAUCGAGAGGCAAUCGAAAAAUUCCGAGAGAAUCGCCAAGAACGGUACCGGAAUAAUAAUCGAAAAGUGAUCGUGAAGCCACAAUGGAUGGGACGAAAAGCGAGCCGAGCAAGAGCGGGGCUGUGCAACGGGAGUGCGGUGGUUGCGGAGAGGUAAUUACGGAAAGGUAUCUUCUCAAAGUGUUGGACAUGUUCUGGCACGAGGAUUGCUUAAAGUGCAACAGUUGCAAUUGCAGACUCGUGGAAGCUGGUCCCUCGCUUUACAUAAAAUCCAAUCUGAUAUUGUGCAAGAAGGAUUAUUUACAAUUGUUUGGACUCACUGGCCAUUGCGCGGCCUGUAACAAAACCAUCCCAGCCUUCGAGAUGGUGAUGAGGGCGAGGACCAACGUCUACCAUUUGGAGUGUUUUGCGUGUCAACAAUGUAACUACAGAUUCUGCGUGGGGGACAAAUUUUUCUUGUGCGAGAACAAAAUCCUGUGCGAGAGCGACUACGAGGAGAGACUGGUUUUUGCCAACAUGGCGGUCCAUCCACCAUCGACCGCGACAUUGGCGCAGAUCAAGAGACAAGUGUUCCAUCUUCAACCACAGAUCAUGUCACCUAAUCCGCAGAGGCAAGUGAACGGAGAGACGACCCAUAAUCACAAUGGCUACGCGCCCGCGAGCUCGAGCGCCCAUAACAUCCUCAACUCCAUGAAUAAUUUAAACGGUAUCAAUGCACAGGCACCUUACGAUACCAAAUGACAAACGAAGUAAGCGUCUGCCAUCGAUCGUAUCAUCCAAACGCGUUGCCAAAUUCGUUUAACAAGAACACGGACGUCUUCUAUCGUCGUCGUCGACGACAUCAUCGUCAUCAUCAUCAUCAUCAUCAUUGCCGCUAUCGUAGUAACACCCGGAACUCGUCCGUUCGUUAUUGGUGUCUGAAAAGUCUGUUCGAGAUUCGUUCGUCGAGACAACGAUGAAACGAAAAUUCGAUUCGUGACCAAUAUAAUACGAACGUUGGUUGAUUCGUUCCGCGUAGACACAUUUUCCAAUGGCAACUUCUAUUUCUCUAAAAAAAAAAUCUAAUCUAGGUAGUACUCUAGUUAAAUCGGUCCCUAUUACGUCAUAUUAUUUCCCAACAAAUUUCCUCGAAUCGUACGUAUCCUCGCAAUUUAUUAUUAUUAUCCAUGACGUAAUAGGUUGCCCAAAAAAUCCUGAAGACUGUACGAGUCGACUGAACUGUCGUGAUGCGCGUGAAAGACAGAUUGGUGCUGUUUUAGACGAAGUUUAAUUCGAAUUUCGCGAGUUAUAAUGUAUAGAAACG